CCUUUUAAAGAUAGGUCAGAAUCAAGGUCAGGGCCCCAAGACACUGUGGGCUUCCUCUGGCUCUCUUCUAAAGAGCCUACGGAACAGGUCUUGUCACUGAAGAGAGCAGCUGGAACGUUAGCCAAGAGGGCAGGUGUGGCUGCUGGAGCUGGAGCAGAAUCAAGUUUCCCUUGACACUUGCAGUCCGUUCUGACAUAGGAACACCUAGGUGGGUUUGAAGAUGUUGCUGCAGCUGCUCUCUGUCCUCUGGGAGGCCUUGUCUCUGCAGGUCAUUCUGGUGUUUCUGGCAACAUUUCUACUUCUUGCUGAUUACAAGAAAAGGAUUCGCCCAAGGAAUUUCCCCCCAGGGCCCAAGCCUCUUCCCUUUCUGGGUAACAUGCUACAUAUGGAUUUCAAGAAGCCUCAUAUUUCAGCACAAAAGCUUGCAGAAAAAUAUGGCAAUGUAUUCGGCUUUCAGACCGGAAAGAUAAGGAUUGUGGUUGUGAAUGGAUUGCACCUGGUGAAAGAGGCUCUUGUCCAUCAGGGGGAAUAUUUUGUAGAUCGACCAAAAUCCCCUGUUCUUGAUAAGGUGUUUGGGUCACUUGGGCUGGUCUUCUCUAACGGUCUCAUCUGGAAACAACAAAGACGGUUUGCCUUAUCAACACUCAGGAACUUUGGUUUGGGCAAAAGGUCUUUAGAAGAAAGAAUACAGGAGGAAAGCCGUUACUUAAACGAAGCAAUAGAAGCUGAGAAAGGGCAGCCAUUUGACCCUCACUUUCAGAUUAAUAAUGCUGUUUCAAAUAUCAUCUGUUCCAUCACUUUUGCGGAUCGCUUUGAUUACCAUGACAGUCGUUUCCAGAAGCUACUGCACUUGCUUGAUGAGGCAUUGCUUCUUCAGGGAAGUUUUUGGAGUGUGAUGUACGAUCUCUUUCCCUAUGUCAUGAAAUACCUGCCGGGGCCCCAUCACACACUUUUUAAAAAAUGGGGGCAGCUGAAAUCCUUCGUGAGAGGAAUCAUUGAAAAACACAAAGAAGACUGGAACCCAUCUGAACCCAGAGACUUCAUUGAUGCCUACCUAAAUGAAAUGGCCAAGGAGGAUUCUGCUUCCAGUUUCCAUGAAGAAAACCUUCUACAUUCAGCACUGGAUCUGUUUCUUGCUGGAACAGAAACAACUUCUACAACAUUGCGCUGGGCUUUACUUUACAUGGCCAUUUAUCCAGAAAUUCAAGCAAAAGUCCAAGCGGAAAUAGAUUCUGUGAUUGGCCAGUCUCGCCAGCCAGCGAUGGAUGACAGGGACAGCAUGCCCUAUACCAAUGCGGUUGUUCAUGAAAUUCAAAGAAUAAGCAACAUUAUACCUUUGAAUGUGCCCCGGGUGACAACUAAGGACUGUACACUGGCUGGGUUUCAUAUUCCGAAAGGCACUGUAUUACUCACCAACUUGACCUCACUGCUCUUUGACGAGGAUGAGUGGGAAACACCCAAUGUGUUUAAUCCUGGUCAUUUCCUAGAGAAUGGUCAGUUCAGGAAAAAGGAAGCGUUUCUGCCAUUCUCUGCAGGAAAGCGAGCUUGUCUGGGAGAGCAGCUGGCAAGGACUGAGCUUUUUAUUUUCUUCACUGCCCUAAUUCAGAAGUUCACUUUCCAGGCUCCAAAGAAUGUGACAUUAAGCUUUGAAUUUAGGGUGGGUCUCACUUUGUCUCCCCUGCCAUACCGGAUAUGUGCAUUCGCUCGCUAAGAGGACCCAUUUUACAUCAUUGCCAUUUCUUCAAUAAGUAGGAUUAAUUUAUGGUGUAGGAACAGAACUUUGGCUUGACCCUAAUUGAUUGAUUUGAAUAACAGAAUUUCAUGAGGGGGUGGAGCAGAGAUAGCAAACAAGAAGUGAACCUAGAGUCCUGUUUUCCUUUCCUCCCUCACUAUGCAGUAGUUUCAUCGCUUCAACUUCAUUCUUAAUCUAGCUGAGUAGACGUGUGUACAUUGUAAGGUUAGUUAACUAUCCAGGCAAUUCUCUUCGAGUGCCUUGACUUUAGCCCAACUCCUUGCAUUUGACAUCCACCUACCCACUACGUAUUUGCACAGAACAGUUUCUAGGGAAUACCUGUCUCAGGCAAGUUAACAUAGACAACUGGAAUUAGCAGCUCUUUAGGACCCUGGGGUGUUUCUUUCACCAGGUGUCCCAAACAUCUCAGAUUGGCUGAAAGCACAGAAGCAGGUUUUGCUUGUUUUACUCUUUCUUUCCUUGGGAGAGAGAACAAAUGGUUUGCUGCUUUUACCCCCUUUCCUUUAAGGAAGGUCAAGUCAAUGGAGGGGUCCCCUAGCUGAAACUGGUCCAGUUCAAAAGAGUGUAGAGCACACAUCUUCCUGCGUAGCUCUGACCUGCUCUUGUCCAGGAGCUGGUAGGUGCUGCUGCUGCAGGGGGGCUCCAAAAUGGUGGGCUCCUAGGAGGUUGUGGGCUUAUGCUGGCCCUAGCAGUGGUGAGAAAAAGGCAUUGCUUUGCUUGUAAGGAUAUGUGUGAUCACAACUGAAGAUAAAAAUCUAUUAUGUUUAUACAAUCAAAAUGCAAAUUUUAUUUUUUCUUGUAAAUAUCCUAAGGCAGGCACCCCCAAACUGCGGCCCUCCAGAUGUUUUGGCCUACAAUUCCCAUGAUCCCUAGCUAACAGGACCAGUGGUUGGGGAAGAUGGGAAUUGUAGUCCAAAACAUCUGGAGCGCCGAAGUUUGGGGGUGCCUGUCCUAAGGUAAGGUAAAAAGGUUAAGGACUCCUGGAUGGUUAAGUCCAGUGGAAUUUGACCAUGGGAUGCAGCGCCUCAUCUCUGCUUUUAGGUUGCUCAGAGUUGGAUUGUAGUCAAUGGGUUUUCCACAGGUUGUAUUGUUUUUCAGAAGCAUUAUUGUUGCGAUUCAAUAAAGAUAGUGGAUAACAAGGUUACAACUGAGUCUGCAAAGUGAUUUCCAUGAAAAUAGUUAAAAGUGGCAAUUUGGCUGUUGCAAGUUUAAACCGCAAGGGAGCAUCAGUUCCACGUUAUACUGCAACAUCAUCUGCUAUAAGCAUAGCAAUUGCUAUAGACUGGCUGGUUUUGUAACUCUGUUUCAUUUCUAAUUAAUGAAUAGGGUUCUAAAGUGGAAUUCCCACAGCCGGGCUCUAUUCUGUUAAGAUAAAAGGAAAACAAACAAUUGUAAAAGAUGGACCAUUUACUGUUUUUUGGAAGAAGGAACACAGUCUUAAGCCCUUUGAACAAAUAUUAUUGAAUAAUGACAGAGUGGAUAAAGGUUGACUCUUGGCUCCUUAUAAAAUUAUAUUGGGUACCACUGCAGGUGGAUGUGCUGGGGUCAAACUCUGCAGUUUUCCCUAGAUGACAUAGACGGGGGAGGGUUGUAGGGAAAGUAACCUCAUAAACUAAUCUUUGUUUCUGUGAGGGAAUUACCUUUACUACACAGCUGGAAUUUAACACCCAAGCAUUUGGCCCACAGUGCAUCAGUUUCGUCCCCCAUCUAUUGGGUGUGUUUGUCACCAGGUGGGCAUGUAUUGAUACACAUGGUGGGAUUGUUUGAGGGUUGAAUGCUUUGGGGAGAAGUUGUUUAUCGAAAUUUCUAAAAUCAUGCCACAGGAUGCAGUCCUUUACCCCAAGUUUGGUACUAUUGAAUCUGUUCAAAGACCCAAAUGAGGUUUUAAAGAAUGAGGAUAUUAUCAUUCACCUUUUUCUUGUGACUGGGUGGACAAUAACGAAAGCUUAGAAGGCUCUAAUUUAUUGGCAUCUUAAAUUCUGGCAUAUAGCAUUUUGCUAGAUAAUGUUUCUUGUAAACUAGUUAUUGGGUGAUUGCAACCAUUUGCUUUUGGGGGAUAUAGUGCUUCUGCUGAAAUGGGAAUGUAUAAAUGUGUACUGCUGUGUGUUUACAGAAAGCACUUUGAGUUUUGAUUGGUAAAAUAUCUAAUUCUAGUAUGUUCCCUAGUAGCUCUCAUGUGGUUGGUUAACUUUGGUCACGUAAGAAGUACUAAGUCACAGGCUCUGUUUUGUGUGAGUUCACUAUCAUGACAGCGUUGGAAGAUGGGUGAGUAAUCCGUUAGGAACACAGUAGGAGGCAAUGUCGGAAAUCCUCUCUGGACACUGCUGGGAGUACAGCAGCGAAUGCUUCUUUCUACGA
Zootoca vivipara (common lizard) is the source of this 4111-nucleotide messenger RNA. The record is from RefSeq and is a predicted model, not a curated record. NCBI's taxonomy places the organism in Eukaryota, Metazoa, Chordata, Lepidosauria, Squamata, Lacertidae.